AUGACCAGGGGAUCCACACUUGGAACCAAAACAGUGGCCGAACUACAGAAACUGGCGUCGACAGUGCGCAUUACCAGCUACAGUCGCAUGCGCAAGGCCGAGCUCAUCGCAGCUCUCGCUCCGAAGAGGCCAAAGGUCCACCCGCCCACCAAAAAGACGAGCAGUAGCAGCAUCAACAGCCUCACCAUGGUGCAACUGCGCGCCAAGGCCAAGCUGGCGGGCGCACAUAAGAUCAACAUCAUCCACGCCCUGGAGACCAAGCCACCCCGGCGCUUGGCCCAGAGGACAGCAAAGGCGGUGGCCGCACCGAAGCCACUCACACUGCCGGUGCUCAUACCGCAAGCACCACUGAAGCCAGAACACUUUCAGCGCCUGUGGAAGGCGGACAAGGCGAGAGCCAUCAAUAUGGCAUGCCCUCACAUUGAUAAGGAGCAACUCAACCGCCACCUCUCAAUGCAGAAACUGACGGCCAGGGAGCUGGGCAUCUACACCGGCGUAAGUCACACCCUCUAUCCAUACCCUGUCGGCAGCACGCAGGACCGCGAGUUCCUAUCCCAGGACGAUGACUUGUUUCAUUCAUCGCGCCACAGCUUCAUGUUCUGGCCUGAAUUCAUCAAGGAGAUCGUCACGCAUGAACGCGUGUGCAGCCUGUGCUCGGUCGAUGGGCACGGCCGACCGCUGGAGUUGAACAUCGCGAUGGAGAACAUUGAUGACAUGCCCAAGGAACAGCGGCCUGGAUACAUUGAAGAUGCGUUUACUUGA
Acanthamoeba castellanii str. Neff is the source of this 762-nucleotide messenger RNA. RefSeq lists its product as uncharacterized. Gene Ontology annotation, biological process: DNA-templated transcription termination. Lineage: Eukaryota; Discosea; Longamoebia; Acanthamoebidae. The transcript has 2 exons. The coding region runs from base 1 to 762 and encodes 253 amino acids. The record is from RefSeq and is a predicted model, not a curated record.